AUGUCUGGCUGUGCGGUGGAGACUACCCCCUGCUCAGAUGUCCAGCUCAAGCAGAAAAUUACAGCAGAGGGUUCGAUUACUACAGCAGGUGAACAGCCAUCGAUAGCUCCCAGCACCAAACAGCCUGUCACGUCGCUAGCUCCCAGCACCAAACAGCCUGUCACAGUCCGCACUCCACAGAUCCACUGGCAUGGCAAGAGCCCUGUGUUUGCUAUCGACUUUCACCCUCACCUUCCACGGCUGUGCGCGACUGGCGGGAGUGAGCCGGACGGGACGGGAGGAAUCCACCUAUGGCUACUGAACGACGGGGAGAAUGCAGUGGAGGCACCUGUACAAUUCAUCCAGGACCUUCAAGGUCAUGAAAAGCCUGUCAACUGCCUGAGGUUUUGCCCCAAAGGAGACCUGCUUGCGUCCUCGGGUGUUGAAGGAGCAAUCAUCAUAUGGAAGCGAAGCUCCACAUGGGAAUUCAUGACCGUGUUGAGAUCUCAUACCCUCGACGUUUGCGAUCUCUCAUGGUCACCCUCGUCUCUUCAACUCGUUUCUGCUUCAGUUGACAACACCGGGACGGUUGCCUGCAGCAUUCGAGGACAUGAUCACUUCGUCCUUGGAGCCUCCUGGGAUCCGCAAGGGGAUUUCAUCUUAACCGUCAGCAGCGACAGCUCGUGCCGCUUUCACGUGUCGAAAUCGAAGAAUUCUUGCUUCUGCGACAACUCUCUCAUUCCAUUUGGCAGAGAGUAUAAGAUUUUCAUCGAUGAUACGGUGGCUGCUCAUCGACGGAGAGCUGCAUGGUCGCCGGAUGGGUUGUUUGUCGUUAUUCCUGGAGGCCUCUACCAGCAAAGUCAAACUACGAAGCCAGUAUACUCUACAAACGUAUUUGCGCGAAGAAAUCUUGCCAAGCCUUUUGCCGUCCUGCCUUGUGGGAAACAGCCAAGCAUAGCCGUCCGCAGGUUUUGUCCGGUUCUAUUCAAGAUAGCGACCUGCGAAGAACAAGUUUCUCACUCUCAAUCUUCUCCCUCCAGAAUGAUCUUUGCGGUAGCCACACAGAGCUCAAUGUUGGUUUAUGACACCGCUCAAAUGCAAACUCCGAUACUCUACGUCAGUGGAAUUCAUUUCACUCCUCUCACGGACAUCGCAUGGUCCAGUGAUGGCAAGUUCAUGAUCGUGACAUCCAGCGAUGGUUAUUGUUCAAUCGUCGAGUUCGCACCUGGUGGGCCCAUACCCAAUCCUCAUGGCGCGUGA
Guillardia theta CCMP2712 is the source of this 1239-nucleotide messenger RNA. RefSeq lists its product as hypothetical. Lineage: Eukaryota; Cryptophyceae; Pyrenomonadales; Geminigeraceae. Gene Ontology annotation, cellular component: nucleus; CAF-1 complex. Gene Ontology annotation, molecular function: protein binding. Bases 1 to 1239 code for a protein of 412 amino acids. The record is from RefSeq and is a predicted model, not a curated record. Gene Ontology annotation, biological process: nucleosome assembly; DNA replication-dependent chromatin assembly. The transcript has 8 exons.